Messenger RNA from Capra hircus (goat), 3341 nucleotides. RefSeq names its product purinergic receptor P2Y12 (gene P2RY12). Lineage: Eukaryota; Metazoa; Chordata; Mammalia; Artiodactyla; Bovidae. Gene Ontology annotation, molecular function: G protein-coupled purinergic nucleotide receptor activity. Gene Ontology annotation, cellular component: membrane. The record is from RefSeq and is a predicted model, not a curated record. Gene Ontology annotation, biological process: G protein-coupled receptor signaling pathway; blood coagulation. Bases 1343 to 2362 code for a protein of 339 amino acids. The transcript has 3 exons.
GGAAUAAUUAAGCAGAUCAACCAAAAAACAAAAAGAAUGGGGCAGGGGUGAAGAUAAGAACAAAACAUGGUUUUAUAGAAAAGCUGGCUUGAUAACUAAGUGUUGAAAAACUUAAGAUGAGAAAUGAGAGGCAGAGAGAAAGACCAAAAAAGUUUGUAGGGUAUAAAUUAGGUCUUAAUGGCAGAAAUAAAAAAUAAGGAGCAAAAUCAAGAGGUACCUGAAAGAAGUUAGGAAAGGAUUGGGAAGUUUCAAGAUGGACUCACUAGAUAUAAUCUGUUGGUGGGUAAAGGAGCAGGUUAUAAGGGUAGGGAGCUCAUGAAUUCACCAUUAGGCGAGAGAAAUUCAAGGGGUGGGUGGAAACAUAUUACAAAUGUCUAGUAGGUGGUUUGACAGCAGGUAUAGUGUAGAAGUGACAGCUUAGGGAAAAAAGCAAUAUGUCACUAAAAGGGAUUAAAAGCCCCCAUGUUCUCUUUGGCAAGGGUAUGGGAGGGAAGAAUGCUGAGACAGUGAAGGGGAUAAAUAAAUCAUCACAUGAUGGAUAUACAGUCUCCAUAAUUAAAAAGUAACCAAAGAAGUCAAGGUCACAAAAGUGAGGGAAGCAACAGUUAAUAACAGGGGCCAUCAACAGUGUUGAAAACAGUUAAGAACUCACAGUGGAUGCGGGCUUCCCUGACUUGUUUCUUAAAAAACAAACAAAAUAUCGUGUGAACCUCAAAAGAGAAGUUUCUCUAGAGUGGCAGGGGCAGAGAGGAGGAAACAGGAGGUUGGAGUAACAGUGAUGGUGCAAUGGUGACUGUGAGGGAAGCAGCCCACACUUACUAGCAGCUAAGUGUAAAGAAAAAUAGCUUGAGAGGAAAGUGGUCACUUUAUUAGGAUGGCCAAUGACAUACUCUCAUUUCAAAGCUGUGUUUCAAGUGAGUCUCCAGGAAGGAAAUCCGGAUUGGAAGGCAGAUCAUGCUAACAAAGGAGACAGGCAACAGAGACCUCUUGUCUGGAUUAACGUCAGAAGAAAGACGAGGACAUCUUUCUACUUAACCACAGACAGAAAUGAAAACUGGUGAAAAUACAGGGAAAUCUGGAGGUGAAGAAGUGAGACGCUGUAUCAGUUCACUGGCCCUAUUAUGCUCAGAGAAUGGGCCAGAGGCAAAGUCAUGAGAACAUUCAAGACCUGACUGAUGAAAGCUCAGCAGAUUCUCUAUCAUAAAGAGUGUGAGCAGCUAAACUAAGACAUUAAAAGGAAAAUAACAGAUGCCACUCUACAGCCUGUAAUAACUACCACUUACUGGACACAUUCAAAUCCUUCAGAUCAAGAGUAACCAGGUAGCAGAGAGAGACACGAGCCAUGGACAACCUCAGCUCUGUGGCUGGGAACAGCAGCCAGUGCGGCAGGGACUACAAGAUUACCCAGGUGCUCUUCCCACUCCUCUACACUGUCCUGUUUUUUGCUGGACUCAUCACAAACAGCCUGGCAAUGAGGAUUUUCUUCCAAAUCCGCAGCAAAUCCAACUUUAUUAUUUUCCUUAAGAACACAGUCAUUUCCGACCUCCUCAUGAUUCUGACUUUUCCAUUCAAAAUCCUCAGCGAUACUAAACUGGGAACAGGACCUCUGAGGGCCUUUGUGUGCCAAGUUACCUCUGUCGUGUUCUAUUUCACGAUGUACAUCAGUAUCUCAUUCCUAGGACUAAUAACUAUUGAUCGCUACCAGAAGACCACCAGGCCCUUUAAGACAGCCAACCCCAACAAUCUCUUGGGGGCUAAGAUUCUCUCGGUUGUCAUCUGGGCGUUCAUGUUCUUAAUCUCCUUGCCUAACAUGAUUCUGACCAACAGGAGGCCGAGUGACAAGACUGUGAAGAAAUGCUCAUUUCUGAAGUCAGAGUUUGGUCUGGUCUGGCAUGAAAUAGUCAAUUAUGUCUGUCAAGUCAUUUUCUGGAUUAAUUUUCUAAUUGUCAUCGUAUGCUAUACGCUCAUUACCAAAGAACUGUACAAGUCAUAUGUGAGAACAAGGGGCGCCGGCAAAGUCCCCAAGAAAAAGGUAAACAUCAAGGUUUUCAUUAUCAUUGCUGUAUUUUUUAUAUGUUUUGUUCCAUUCCAUUUUGCCCGAAUUCCCUACACCCUAAGUCAAACCCGGGACGUCUUUGACUGCGCUGCUGAGAAUACUCUGUUCUACGUGAAAGAGAGCACACUCUGGUUAACGUCCUUAAAUGCAUGCCUGGAUCCAUUCAUCUACUUUUUCCUUUGCAAAUCCUUCAAAAACUCAUUGAUGAGUAUGCUGAGAUGUUCCAAUUCUGCACCAUCUCCAUCCCAUGACAACAGGAAAAAAGGACAGGAUGGCAGUGACCCAAGUGAGGAGACACCAAUGUAAAUAAACUGAGAUAACAUUUCAGUCUAUUCGUGUAUAGAACUCCCCAAAGGCAAGCACUAUGUGGAAAAUAUUAACACUGACUAAGAAGUAGCUGAGUUAGCAACAAUAACUCUUGAAACAAGUAAUAAAUAAAAGACUACGAAAGCAAUUUUCAUGUAUUUGUCCAAUACUGAAAGCAAUCUUAAGAAGCAGAGAGGUAACCUAACACGCAGCUGUGUAGCAAAACAAACUGCAUCCAAUCACCACGUACAUGCAAAACUACACACAGGUCAUGAUAUGUAGAGUUUUGACCAAACGGGUAACCAUAUAAUAAUGUAUACUGUAAUUUUAAAAAAUACAUUGAUCGCAAUCCUACUAUGAAUUUAUUAUAAUCAGCUAAGAAUGAUAAAUCUGAUAAAAUCACACCAAUUAUUAUAUACUAAUAUGUAUAUAUACUUAUACAUGCUUAUAUAUAUAUGUAUAUAUUGCAGUCCCUUAACCAAAUGCUGACCUAUGUGAUAUUCCUUAUAAAAAUUUAAGUAAUUGAGACAUGUAAAAAUAGUCAUUACGAACUUCCAAUUAUGAGAAAAAACUUAAGGGAUUUAAACUAAUUGAAAUGGUAACUGAUCAGACUAAAAGGUUGUAAAACUACCUACUCAAGAAAAACAGCAGAAAUAGCAAAGUUAUUAAAACAGAGUUAUUUUACAACAUUCAAACACCAGGAAUUUAUGAAUAUUUCUUUAACAGCACAGAAACUGGUUUACUCAUAUUUUGAUAACUUUAGUAAAUCGAGGACCAUCAUUGAUACUGAUCUCUAUUAACUAGCUUCUAAAAACUGCCUGCGUAUUGGGCUAAUGAACAUUUCCCCUAUGAGAAAAACGAAUUAAAUAAGAUUAUGCAGUUGAACAGUAUGAACAUUAAUAGGAAAGUGAUGAAAAUGUUGGGAAUUACCUGUUUGUCAUUUGUGUAUAUAAUAAAUAAUUAACAUUAAACUCUAAAA